AGAAUAGCCCAAGAACCAUUCAAUUAAUCACACAUUUAAAAGCAUUUAUCUAGGCCACAUGGUCGUACUGUGUAGUCUGUUGGAUGAAAGCGCGCAUGGAAUAGGCCUAGCGUAAUUAAAAGGGCCUAAUGCUGCCACCUUUAUUAAACUACUAAAUGCAAAACAAAAAAUGUAUAAUUACCAUCAUACAAGUAUACUGUUGAUUCUCUCUCAUAUUCCAUCUUUUUUACACCCUUGUAUUCAAAAUAACUGUGCCCUAUGCUUAGAUAGGCUACGGCAUGUGUGGUCGAGCCGCCAGUGAUGUAGCUCGAUGAUGUCAGACCGCGCUGAGCACUGAGCUUAACGAAAUCGGAGGCUCCGCGACUGUCUGCCCUAUAAAACGCGGGCGGUUCACGCCCUAGUUUAAAACAUUUUCUAGUCGUGGUAAGAAAUAACAACAAUGGACAGCGAUGACGACAACAUUGAGGAGGUUGUAGAGGGCCCCUUGGAUGAGAAUGACCAACCACAUGGAUUCUGCAUGGUCACCUACUCCUCCAGUGAUCGCUUUGAGGGACACUUUGUCCAUGGAGAUAAGAAUGGAAAAGGGAAAUUCUUCUUUUUCGAUGGGAGCACGUUGGAGGGCUACUACAUGGAUGAUGCUCUUCAGGGCCAGGGUGUGUAUCGGUACGAGGACGGCGGGGCUCUGCACGGGACCUAUGUGGACGGGGAGCUGAAUGGCCCAGCGCAGGAGUACGACCAGGAUGGGCAGCUCAUCUUCAAGGGCCAGUACAAAGACAACAUGCGCUGUGGCCUGUGCUGGUUCUACUACUCUGACCGGGGUUGUGUGGUGGGAGAGGUGAACGAUGAGGGCGAAAUGACGGGGAAGCAGGUGGCGUACGUGUACCCAGACGGCAACAUGGCUCUGCUGGGCAGCUUUGUGGACGGGGAGCUGAUCGAGGCUCGGCUCGCCCGUCUGACUGUGCAAGAGAGUGGCCGACCACGCUUUGAAAUAGUAGAUGACCGAACUGUUUACUCUUAUGACAAAUCCACUUCUACCUGCAUUGCUAACCACAGACUUCUCCCUGAUCCAUAUGAGAGCCAAAAUGUGUAUGUAGGACAGUCACUGAUCUCAGGAGCAGGUGAAGGUCUGUUUACCAAGAUGGAUGCUGAUCCAGACACUGUCAUGGCCUUUUAUAAUGGAGUUCGCAUAACACACUCUGAGGUGGACAGUCGUGAUUGGUCGGUGAAUGGUAACACUAUCUCUCUGGAUGAGGACACAGUCAUCGAUGUUCCUGGGCCCUUUAAUCAGACGGACAAAUACUGCGCCUCGCUCGGUCACAAGGCCAACCAUUCCUUCACCCCCAACUGCAAAUAUGACCCAUUUAUGCAUCCUCGCUUCGGCCUCAUCAAAUGCAUUCGGACAAUCCGGGCUGUGCAGAAAGACGAGGAGCUCACUGUCGCCUACGGCUAUGACCAUGAGCCUUCUGGGAAAUCUGAGCUGCCGGCGCCAGAGUGGUACAUCAAGGAACUCCAGGAGUUCCAGGAGCGGAAUGGCGAAGUGCCGGCGGGCAUGAAAGCAUGCUAAUGACACUAGCCACUCUGUGUGCGCCUUACCUGCCCCCUUUCAGUUGCCACCUCACCCCUUACACUUAACUCGGCAGAUUUUCCUGGGUCCACACACCUGAUGUUCUGCCUCUUCACCCAUGUCUGUCUCUCGCCAUCUCGCUCAGCUGUUACCCACAGCCCAGGCACAUUCCUGUGUGGGCUCAUCCUGGCUUUGCACCCUCCCAGACUUGCUAGUAGUUGACGGCUACAAUGUUACAAUACCCUACUCCUGUCCCCUCACCCCAACCCACCCUAGACCAGUAUCCCUCCCUGUCGUCACCUAUUCUGUAGCAAUCGCCUGAAUGUAACCUGGUCCCCAGCAACACCCCCACCCCUUUCUCCUCUACCCUACCAAUUGGUCCAAUAUAACCAUGUUUGCUGUCUCCGUGCAAGUGAAGUCAUCAGUUGCUCCAGCUUUUUCACAGUGAAGCCAAUGAUGUCUGGAGCCACUUGUGAGUGAAACAGUGGUGUUUACAGGGACAUUGCAGGAAGCCUUGAAGAUCAGCACAAUACUGUGGCUACAGUCAGCCACUGAACAUCACACACACACCCACAUGCACACUAGCCCCAGAGGAACUAUGCACACAUCGUCCAACCAGGUGCUCUGCAUCCUAUACAGAUCUGUGCUUGGAUCAUACUUCCGCAUCAGUGCUGUGAUCAGGACAGUGGGAUGAAAUGGACUGUUUUGUGAUGGAUUGAAUCACUCAAGGCUUCCACUGAAUACUAAAGGAACUAACUAAAAUAUAAACCUGUGAGAAGUCUGCUCAGGUCUGUGCAAGCGGGAGUUUUCUUGUUACUUUUUUUAUUUAUAGUACAGCGAGUUGUACUCUAUCACUCCCUUAGACAGACUUGUUUCACUGGAGCUACAGUAAUACAACCAUUAGUAUUAUUUGUUACAUUAUUUUCCUCUUUGCCUUGUAUUAUUAAUAUACCAUUUCUCUGCUUACUGACAUGUUACUGAUUAUGAAUGGAGGACCAUUUACAAGUGUGAGUGUGAGAGUGGUAUGCCUGAACGUGCAAGCGGUAACAACUGGAGUACAUUGUUUAGAGUGUGGGUAAUAGCAAGUGUUGACGUUUUCUGCUGUAAUCCAGACCAUACUGAAUAAAAAAGUUACCACAGCU
Alosa alosa (allis shad) is the source of this 2706-nucleotide messenger RNA. RefSeq names its product SET domain containing 7, histone lysine methyltransferase (gene setd7). NCBI's taxonomy places the organism in Eukaryota, Metazoa, Chordata, Actinopteri, Clupeiformes, Clupeidae. The record is from RefSeq and is a predicted model, not a curated record. Gene Ontology annotation, molecular function: protein binding; histone H3K4 monomethyltransferase activity. Gene Ontology annotation, cellular component: chromosome. Gene Ontology annotation, biological process: regulation of DNA-templated transcription.